Coffea eugenioides is the source of this 2184-nucleotide messenger RNA. RefSeq lists its product as uncharacterized. The transcript has a single exon. Bases 1 to 2184 code for a protein of 727 amino acids. The record is from RefSeq and is a predicted model, not a curated record. NCBI's taxonomy places the organism in Eukaryota, Viridiplantae, Streptophyta, Magnoliopsida, Gentianales, Rubiaceae.
AUGAGAGCCCCGCCUUUUACUGACGACAUUAACGAGGAAAGGCUUCCUCCAAACUUCAAGCUCCCUGCGAUACCGUCUUAUGACGGCCGAGGUGAUCCCGAGAAUCACAUUCAUGCCUUCAUCUCGGCCUUCCGCUUAUACUGCAUCCCUGACCCUGUCAUAUGCCGAGCUUUUCCAGUGUUUCUCCGGGGGACAGCUCGAAAAUGGUUCUGGGGAUUAGAGCCUAGGAGCAUCUCGACUCUGGGGGAAUUAGUGGAGAGAUUCCUCCAUCGGUUCAUCUUCUCCCGACCUACGACCAGGACCUCGGCUUACUUGCUGAACAUGCAGCAGAACCCGGGGGAGUCACUUCGGUCGUACGUCCAGAGGUUCCAUGAGGAAAGCGUACAAAUACCUGACCCCAAUGAGCAAGUCACCAUUGCUGCAUUCACCCAUGGGCUUGUGUCCGGAGUGUUCAACACGGGGAUCCACAAGAAGUAUCCCCGCACACUCCACGAACUAUGGUUGAAGGUCGAGAAGGGCAUACAGGCCGAGGACCUCAACCGCAUGAAGAAAGAAGUCCAAGCUGCUCGCCCGAGGGCUGACCCCCGAAGAGGGAAGGAGCUCGGCCGAAGUGAAACGGGGACAGGAAGCGGCUUCCAAAGUCCCGGCCGGGAUCGGCGCAGUGUGUUCGAUAGGAUCUCCAAGGGGAAGUCACCCAUCCCAGAGUCCGAACUGACUCCCCUUAACACCACCCGAUCUCGGGUGUUGUCCGUAAUGGAACAAAAUAACCUCGAAAAAGCUCCUCCCAAGAUGUUCGGCAGCAAAGACAAGAGGAACUCAAACCUCUACUGUCUGUAUCACCGGGACAUCGGGCAUGAAACUGAGAACUGCAACGAUCUCAAAAAAGAGAUCGAGAACCUCAUCAGACAGGGGCACCUGAAGCAGUUCAUCCGCCGAGGUGGAGGUCAGAAACGUAAUGAACCCCGACGAGAUAACCGGGGUGAUCAACGCCGAGACGAGAGGCGGCCCUCCAGAAGCAGUUGCAGGCCUCCAGAGGAUCCUAGGGAGAUAAAAAGGCCUCCCCGAGACGGAUCCUCAGGACAUGGAUUAGGGUACGGACCCAACAUAGCCGGGGUCAUCAAUAUAAUUAUCGGAGGUCAGACGGGAGGAGACAGCCAGAACUCCCGGAAGAGGACCUACAGGCAGGCUAACCCGGAUCAGGCUGAGUCGAGUUUUCGUCUAUCCGAGGUAAUCACCUACGGGCCCAGUGACCCCGUCCCAGCUGCUUCGAGCAGUCAUGAAGCUUUGGUGAUUGAAAUCCUCACCAACAACUACGUUGUGAAAAAGGUCUACAUUGACCCGGGAAGCUCAGUUGACGUCAUGUACCUCCGUACCUUUGAGAGCCUUAAACUGGCCAGGGAGCGCAUGACCCCGGUGAGAACCCCUCUUGUAGGGUUCGGGGGACACGUUGUGCACCCCGAAGGGAUGGUGGCUUUGACAGUGACUGUGGGACGUCACCCCCGCUGCCGAACCAUCCCCGUCAACUUCGUAGUAGUUAAAGCUGACUCGCCAUACAACCUACUCCUAGGUCGACCUACACUUAAUGCCUUGCGGGCAGUAUACUCUACCUAUCAUUUAAGCUUUAAGUUUCCUACUCCUGCGGGGGUGGCCGAGGUCAGCAGGGACGUCUGCGCUGCCCGAGAGUGUUACCUCGCCACUCUACAAGCAGCCUCCCCAUCAACCUCUAGAGCGAGGCCCGAGAAGAGGUCAAAUAUCCUCUCAAUAGAUAGCAUCGAUCCUCAGCGAGCUGAGAAGAUCCCGAGGCUGGAGACUGGGGAUGAGGUGGAAGAGUUCCCCUUGGACCCCACAAAGCCUGAUCAGACGGUUCGUGUGGGCACCCGAUUGCCAGGUCCGACUAAAAGAGAUAUGGUGGACCUCCUCAGAAAAUACCGGGACGUCUUCGCUUGGGCCGCAGAGGAGGUUCAAGGAGUCCCGCACCACCUCAUGAUACAUGAGUUGAACGUCGAUCCCCAAGUCCGCCCGGUUAAACAGAAAAGAAGGCACCUCGGCCUUGAGCGCAGCCGAGCUGUUGGUGAAGAAGUGGACAAGCUCCUCCCUGCGAAGAUCAUUCGUGAGGUUCAAUAUCCGACCUGGUUGUCCAACCCGGUCAUGGUAAAGAAGGACACCGGGGUUUGGAGAAUGUGA